AAAGAGGCAGAGUGGGGACAAAGAGCAGAUACUUUUCGAUCUGAGCAGGCAGAUAGCCAAUAUAUACAAACUGUGGAACUUCAGCAGUAGCAGCUUGCAACGGAGAACAGCAACAUGCAAAGUUCACUGAUUCUACUGCAGUCGAAUCAUUCUCUGAGCAAGAGAGAAUACCGCCACAAACAGGAAGGGAUGCCAGCCAACAUGAACAAGCAGAGCUUCAUUAAAGGGUUGAAGAACCGGUGCUCCCAUCUCCUCCGGCACCCAAAGGCAACCACUGAAACUUCUCAACUCGUGAAGGUCAAACCAAGAGGACCUAAGCUCCUUCUAAAUCCCACCCGUGAGGAAGCAUUGAAAUGGGCUGAAUCUCUGGAUGACCUUCUGAGCCACAAAUACGGCCUGAUUGCCUUCAAAAAUUUCCUGAAAUCAGAGUACAAUGAUGAGAACAUCGACUUCUGGCUAGCUUGUGAAGAUUACAAGAAGAUCAUUUCGCCCACCAAACGGGCCGCCAAAGCAAAGAAGAUCUUCUCUGAUUUUGUUGAACCAAUGUCUCCUAAAGAGUUGAAUUUGGAUUUCUACACCAAAGAUAAGAUCACCCAAGACCUUCAACAUGCAAGCUGCUCCUGCUUUGAGGCUGCACAGAAGAAGGUCUACGCCUUGAUGGAGAAUAACUGCUACGCAAGGUUUCUUCAGUCUGAUCUCUAUCAGAACAUACUCAACAACUCUCAAGAUCAUCAGCAAACAUGAAUGCGGUUAUACUUCUAAUGUAAACCAGAAGAUGAUCUCUUGUCGAGAUGUGGUUAGUUUUCUUGACUGUGUAUCAAGGACGAGGUCAAAAAGGAGGGUAGAGGAUGCUGGAAGCUGAUAGCUGGUGGGAGGUGGAAAACGAGAGCCCACCACGAGGACCCAGAAAGGACCAAGGGAGGUUCAAUGAAGCCUUGUCAAAAGGUGGAGAGAGAAGAGUGGUCAUGUACUCUUGUGGGGUGCAGGCUCGGAGCUCUUGCAAUGGGUGAGGCUCACCGUGUUGCCACCAACCCGAGCCAAGUCAUCCAUCUGGAGGUAAAAGGUCCAGCACAACCGAAGGAGCGGUGGAAGUGUGGAAGUCCACAGGUCUGCCCUGCCCUGCCCUGCCUGCCCCUUAAGAAGCAAGCCGGGGAGAAUGGGGGGAGAAGAUAGGGAGGAGAAAGGUGCAUGUUGUGUUUAGACUGUGCCUGGACUGGGAAAGUGUGUGAACCCAAUGACAAUGGCGUUCAUUCAUCGGUGCUUAGGAUCUAUGUAAUUAUGUAUGUGUGUGGGUCAUUUCUCAAUCUUACUAUGUAUUUAUCGAGCACUGUUGAGAGCAAAAUCCGCAUCUCAAUAAGAUUGGAGUUGGUGCUCCUGACUGCCUAGUUGGGAUGUCUGAUCUAAAACAACCACCCAAGUCCCUGUUCCUUCAGUUUUUCACUGUCAAUGCGAAAUACUAUGGGGAAAGAGAAGGGACUAUCCGCUCCAAGAUCUCACUGUUAAUUAACCCUGUGAAAUGCAAGGCAGCGGACUGCUUAAGGUCUGAAUUAUUUGUACUACUAGAGUUUGCUUGGCCCAUCACAUCAUGAGCUGGAGAUGAUCCAAGCUGAUUGAAGGAGCUUGUAAGGGCUUCGGUCGUUGCAGUUCACUGAAACGGUGAGCUUUGAACAACGAGCCAUCAGAUCGAGUACUUCAAAGCUUUGCCACAAAAUGCAACAUGUCCUGCCUUGCAGACAUCACCUCUUCACACUGAAUCAAACCAAGAGUUUUAAUAAGGGCUGAAAUAAAACAUAUAUUUAGAGGUAUGAUUUUUGUAGAUGGUGCAGAUAAUAUUGUUGUAUUGGAUGUGAACAUCUAUUUUCCAAUCUGUGGUGAUUCAAUGAUUGUGCAAUUCUGAUUGUAGUUUCAUAAAUAAAGUCAUUCAAAUCCAG
Molecule: messenger RNA, 1931 nt
Organism: Amblyraja radiata (thorny skate)
Lineage: Eukaryota; Metazoa; Chordata; Chondrichthyes; Rajiformes; Rajidae
Product: regulator of G-protein signaling 5-like
Exons: 5
Coding region: 115-744 (209 amino acids)
Source: RefSeq, a predicted model, not a curated record